CCAUUUUCAGUAAAAAAAAAAGAUUUAAAAAAUGAGGAAUGAAGCUUAAAAUCGUAUGAGAAUCAAAAUAAACCAAACAUCCCCUUCAUCAUUCCAAAUCCAAUCACUGAUUGCUUCUCUCACUGUCGUUGUUGGCGAUACCCCUCCCUAGAUCUGCUCUCAAAAGGGCUGGAACUAAGAGCUGGAAGUCAUAGAUGGCACUUUCAGUUUCUCGAGCUAUGUCAAAGGGUGUAGUGCUGACAGUGCCUGUCCUGGUUCUCAUUGCUUCAGUGGCUGCUGUUUUCCUCUUCUUUCUCUUGUCCUCUCUCUCGUCUUGCUCCUGCCCUCCAUCUUCAGACACCCCUGUCUCCAAUGCUAGGAGUGUUGAUAUUGGUGUGCCUGAGUCUAGCAGGGGUAAUGUUCCUUUAUUGACAAGGAAGGAGGAUGUUGAAUGGGUGAAAGGUCAAAUCCAAGCAAAUGGGCUUCAUAUGCAGGACAAUGUGCUCCGCAAGGGUAUUAACCCUCGCACCAGGGCUCAGCAACUUGAGGAUCUUAGACAGUUUAAGGGCAUAUCCCACUAUGAGGGACCUGAAUCAGAUAAUCACACAGCCUUGCCAUGCCCUGGGGAGCUUCUAGUCGAACAGCACCAUAGCAACUACGGUGAACCUUGGGCAGGUGGAAGAGAUGUGUUUGAGUUUCUUGCUCAAGCCGUUCAACUCAGACCUGACUCGCUGGUACUGGAGAUAGGCUGUGGCACACUUAGAGUUGGUUUGCAUUUUAUUCGGUAUUUAAACUCUGAACACUUUAAUUGUCUUGAAAGGGAUGAGCUCUCUCUGAUGGCUGUAUUUAGGUAUGAGCUUCCUGCCCAAGGCCUCUUAUACAAAAGACCUUUGAUAGUUAAGGGGGAUGACAUGGAUUUCACUAAAUUUGGUUCUGACAAAAUGUAUGAUUUGAUUUAUGCUAGUGCUGUAUUUCUUCAUAUGCCUGAUAAACUCGUAUGGGCUGGACUGGAAAGAUUAGCAUCUAAAUUGAAGCCUUACGAUGGACGAAUCUUUGUAUCUCAUAAUAUAAAGUUCUGUUCACGGUUGGGAGGAGAGGAAUGUACAAAGAGGCUUAUGAGUUUGGGGCUUGAGUAUCUUGGGAAGCAUACACAUGAUAGUCUGCUAUUCAAUCACUAUGAGAUAUGGUUUGAAUUUAGACGGUCAAAGGUUUAAGGUCAUGAUUGAAUCUAGAAAAAAAAACGUCAGGAAUAUGUCUAAAUUGCCUGAAGCAACUAAAUGUGUUUGCUCAUCGUAACAAAUCUUCAGCAACUCAAUGAUAUUGUUGCUUUGAGUCCAUGGAGGUCACAGUUUUUUUCUCCUCAGUGGUUCAUCAACUUGUGAGUGGUUUCUCUACUCAGUGGUUCCUCAACUUGUGCCAGAAAUCAUAAUACACUUUUGAGGACUCAACAAAGGCAAGGAGACUUGUAUUGUUAUUUUUAGGAUCCUAUUCUUAAAGGGUAGCUCAAUAUUUUCGUUUUAAUGUUGUCUCUAUAGAUUCUGAUAUGAUAGUUGUAUUUACUAUUUAGCAUUCAUGUUAUCUAGCAACUGAUUGCUAUUUUGACAAUUAUUACACGGCAUGACAUCUAACAUUUGUGUGUGAUUUUAAUUUAUAUUCUUUGGAUUU
Lotus japonicus is the source of this 1644-nucleotide messenger RNA. RefSeq lists its product as uncharacterized. Bases 195 to 1193 code for a protein of 332 amino acids. The record is from RefSeq and is a predicted model, not a curated record. NCBI's taxonomy places the organism in Eukaryota, Viridiplantae, Streptophyta, Magnoliopsida, Fabales, Fabaceae. The transcript has 3 exons.